Gasterosteus aculeatus aculeatus (three-spined stickleback) is the source of this 5065-nucleotide messenger RNA. Its product is annotated as AP2-associated protein kinase 1. The record is from RefSeq and is a predicted model, not a curated record. Gene Ontology annotation, molecular function: protein kinase activity; ATP binding. Gene Ontology annotation, biological process: protein phosphorylation. Lineage: Eukaryota; Metazoa; Chordata; Actinopteri; Perciformes; Gasterosteidae.
AUUCCGUCCGUGCGUCAACAGCAACAGCUAGGAUGUUGCGAUAUCGCGGGCAGGCGAAGAUUGCUGCGGUUGCACAGAUAGCGCUGCUGGGUUGAAACGUCCUCCUAAUAUUUAGGUGGAUGCCAAAUAGUACGGUUUCUCAUUUCAGCUGUAGCAAACGGAUGCUUUGUUUAUUUCUUUUUUUUUGCUUCAGUCGCUAUGUGUUGAUAAAAGGCUGCAUCUCGCUAACGCGCUAGCUUACUAAAAUCACAGCUUUAAUGUAAACGGAAAGCGGUCAAAUAGACCGGGACGGGCAGCUAUGUGCCAUCACUUCACUUGACCGAGGAUGGAAAGACUGUUUCGGGGGGACACACCACACAAGUCAGACGUCGGACGCAUCGCACCCGAAGGCGUUAUCUUCAGAGGAUAACCUGGAUAACCUUACGCGAAAUGUCAUAGCGCGCGAGCGGCUAGCACUCGGCUAGCUCGGUAAUGACCGCACGGGAUGGGAGAAGGACCUCACGUUGUUAUCAUCAGCGGCAGCCGAGCGUGAACAGCUGGACGGAUAACUAGAGAAACACUCACACCGGAGAUGCUUUAGCCCUCCCGGGUGGUGUUAUUCACUUACAUAACAGCGACACCACCGACCGGCCCGUGUUGGCGAGCGAAAUGGGACAUUCGCCCCCAAAAAUCUCCGUUGUCUCAGCGUCGUAAGCGACCAAAGGCGUCGCUGCAUGUUUUCCGCGCUGCGAAUAGACUCGCGUUAAGCGGCGGAACCUUCGGGCUCGCAAUCCGACCUUGCGUUAUAUAUACAUAAAUAAAUAUAUAUAUAUAAAUAAUAUCAGUGUAAUAAUUCAGCGCGCGGAGGUUCUGUCUCCGAUCGACGUCAAUUCGCUGCCAUGAGGAAGUUCUUUGAUUCUCGCCGGGAGUUGGUGAAUUCCGGGCCCGGUUCUGGAGGAGGAGGAGGAGGUGGAGGAGGUGGGGGCGGCUCCGGUCAUGCAGGCGGAAAUUUCAUUGGCAGAGCCUUCAAUGUCGGGCGACACCAGGUUACUGUUGAGGAGAUCAUCGCCGAAGGUGGCUUUGCAAUCGUGUUCCUGGUGCGGACCAAUCAAGGGGUGCGCUGCGCCCUGAAGAGGAUGUACGUCAACAAUGAGGAUGAUCUGCAGGUCUGCAAAUGCGAGAUUCAAAUAAUGAAAGACCUCGUGGGCCACAAGAACAUUGUUGGUUACCUGGACUCCAGUAUCACGGCCAUGGGGUCGAGGGAUGUAUGGGAGGUCCUCAUACUGAUGGACUACUGCAAGGGGGGACAAGUGGUCAAUUUGAUGAAUCAGAGGCUGCAAACCGGAUUCACCGAGGCGGAGGCGCUACAGAUCUUCUGUGACACCUGCGAUGCCGUUUCUCGCCUGCACCAGCGCAAGACACCAAUUGUCCACAGAGACCUUAAGGUGGAGAACAUCCUCUUGCAUGACAAGGGUCAUUAUGUGCUGUGUGACUUUGGCAGCGCCACCAACAAGUUCCAGAGCCCGCAGACGGAAGGAGUGGCCAUCGUGGAGGAAGAGAUCAAGAAGUACACGACUUUAUCAUAUCGUGCUCCUGAGAUGGUGAACCUCUACAAUAACAAGAUCAUCACCACAAAAGCAGACAUCUGGGCGCUGGGCUGUCUGCUCUACAAAGUCUGCUUCUUCACUCUGCCCUUCGGUGAAAGCCAGGUGGCCAUCUGUGAUGGCAGCUUCACCAUCCCGGACAACUCGCGCUACUCCUAUGAUCUUCACUGCCUCAUUCGGUACAUGCUGGAGCCGGACCCGGACAAAAGGCCAGAUAUCUACCAGGUGUCCCACUUUGCUUUUAAGCUGGCUCAGCGGACCUGUCCUGUCCAGAAUGUGAAGAAUUCUCCAAUUCCUUCUAAACUGCCUGAGCCCAUUAAAGCGAGUGAGGCUGCAGCAGCAAAGAAGAACCAGGCUAAACCCAGACUGACUGAUCCAAUUCCCACCACUGAAACCUCCAUCACCCCUCGCCAGAGGCCCAAAGCAGCCCACACCCAGCCCGCAGCUGGCAUCCUACCCAUCCAGCCUGCUGCGCUCACCCCCCGCAAGCGGGCUAAUCUCCCAGGAGGUGCGGCUCAGCCUGUGGGAGUCAGCUUAAAUCUGUCUCAGCCAGCUGCAGCUCUGCAGUCACAGAAGGCACAGGCUCCAGCGCUGCCACUCGUCCAGUCACUAAACAAUUCAAGUCAGCCUGUGGCUCCACAGAAGCAGCAGGUGCAGCCGGCCGCAGCUACAGGAGCCGAGACUACAACAAAAACAACAACAACAGCGACAGCGGCUGCGGCUGCGUCGCCAAUGACCAAGGCUGACGUCCAACAACAGGCGCAGCCGAUUGUGCAGCAGCAGACCACACCCCCCUGCGGGGUCAGCGCCACCUCCCAGCAGGCGGCUCAGACUCCAUCGAGCCCGGCUCCGCCUCAGCGUCCAGCUCGGCGCAAGCAGGCCCAGCCGCCCGCGGCUGCGCACGGCACACCGGACUCCGGACAGACGGCUGCAUCUCAGCAGCAGACGACUCCGCCGUCGGCGGCCCAGGCUCCGCCCGCCUCGGCCGCAAUCAGCCAAAAAUCUGCUGAGACGACUCCACCCGCUUCUCCGAAGCCAACCGGAGAGCGAGGCCACCAGCGCACGCCGAGUGACGCAGCAGCGAACAGCGUCGUUGGAGCUCCAGCGACCGACUCCUCACUGCAGCCUCAAGGAGCCGACCGAGACGCUGCCCCCAGCCAAUCACUUCCAUCUCAGCCGAGCACCGCCCAGCUCGUGGAGCUCGGUGCUGGUGAUGCAGAUCAGGACCAAAAUAAAGAUGGUUCCACUGUUCUAGCGUCCGGCGAUGCCACCGACGCCCCCACGCAGCCCACGUGGAACCCUUUUGACGAUGACAACUUCUCCAACCUCACUGUAGACAAAUUCAAAACUGAGGCCAAAAAGCCCACCGACCUUCCUUUAAAAAUUGAACCAUCAUCCUCAGAGGAGUUGAUACCAGGUCUGCAGGCCGUAUCUGUGGAUAAUACACCUCAAGAUGCUGUUGAGGGACCGAUCAUUCCCGAUGUGGAUCCUGGAGCCUCGCUGCAGGCCUCGCUGGUUGUCCCGGAUCCUUUUGGUAUCCUCGAGCUGUCUGAUGCACCAGAGAAGCUGAUUGAAGGACUCAAAUCUCCAGACGUAUCUUCACUCAUGCUCCCCGACCUCUUGUCCUUGUCGGAUCCCUUCGGUGGCUCCCUGGAAGAUUCUACUAAAGACCCUCUCGCCGCAGACGACUCCCUCCUGGGCUGCUCUCUGAUCUCGGGUCCGUCCGCCCCUCCAGCGGCGAGCGGUGCCACCUCCUCCGUCUCUUCUGCCCCCGUCUCUGCUGCCUCCGCUCUGGAUGAUUUCAGUCUGUUGUCUGGAGACUGUGCACAGUCUGUAGCAGACUCGUCCCUCUUGCUCUCAGACUUUGAGCCCCAGCAGACCCCCGCUGAGGGAGGCCCCGAGGAUGAGUUCGAUCCGAUUCCCGUCACGGGCCGAAAGAAUUCCCAAGUUUCAGGAGGCCACUCGCAGCAGUAACAGUGGCGGCUCUGAAUCCAGCCUGCCCAGCUUGGCCCGCCCCAUGCUGCUGGUGGACCAGCUCAUCGACUUGUAGACGGCCCCCCACCUCCCCCCGUAGAAGCUAUAACACUGGAUUAUAGACCGGCACAGCAUAACAGCAAUCAACACUGUUGUCAUAGCUAGCUUACCGCAGCCCCUCCCCUUUCCUCCGCCCCCUCCCACCGGCUGUCAUCUCCAUCCUAGCUCCUACAGUAGAAGGACCUCCGCCUUUCACUGACCUUCACGCCUGUCUGGCUUCUCCUCACCCUCUCACCUCUCACCCUCUCACUCACAGCUUCUCUCUGUUGUAAGUCUCAUUUACGCUCCGGCGGUUUCGCGAGUGGCCGGGACACUUAACGUCCUCUCCAAACAUCAACCAUUGCAUCUCUCCGUCAAUCAGGAUGUUUUAUCACCAUCCAGUUUGUUUGAGCAAUAUGGCAUCAUGUCUAAUAGCAAACAAUAGAAGAUCAUUGUUGUAAUGUGCAAUAGGCAUAGUUCUAAGUGGUUGUAGUUAUUAUCGUGCACAAGUGGAAUUGUUGUUGUUUGCCUUGUUUGAAUUCUCCUCCCCAGAUUUAUUUGCACAUUUGAAAGUAGGAACCAUAGAAAAGUUGAAUGACCAUUUGUUGACAUACGGUCAGUUUAUUUCUUCUCUACAAGGGAAACUUAGUCAUGCAGCCUGAUUUUGCACAGUAGCAUAAAUGUUACCUCUGUCUUUGGAUUUAAUAUUUGAUCGAUUUAGAGGUCAAUGGAUUAGACUGGAAUUUCUCAACCCAGAAACAAAUACUGAGUUAUUGUAAUAAAUGCUCAAGUGCCAUAAAAUAGUCUGUGAGUAAACUGCUGGUGGGGAAAGUAUUUCAGCUAAACUAUAAAUUAGAAAAUAAUGUCUUUACAGACGGACUGGAAUUUUUAAAUGAGGACCCGCUCUCAUCGGCUGUUACUCUGAUCUUAUUUAUGAUGUCCUCCUUGAGGCCAGCAGAAGGUUGUUUUCAAAUUAAAUGACAAAUCCGGGUCAUUUGAAAGGUGUUCAUUGCAGUGUGCUACAUCAAUAGAAAAUGCAUGAAAUCUUAAUAGGAAAUGCUGUAGUUUUUACUUCAAGCGCGUCCAUCCGUGACUAUACAGGUACAUCUUCGGGCACCAAGAGAAACCGUCUAAUACGCGUUUUAAAAAUGAUUUUCACUCACUUGCACUUUCCGUUUUGAGUAUCAACACAAACAUUCAUUUUGCGUUGUGCAAUCCUUUCUACAUUCUUGCCAUUUUUUCACUUCUAAUUAAUGUAAAUAGAUACCUGCGACCCCUGCAGGCUCUUAUCCAGACCACAGAAUUGGUUAUUCUUCCUGUGUAAAUAUCUGCCAUUGUCAUGAGGCUUUACUUGUGGAAAACAUAUGGCUUUAAUUGUGAACUCUCUCAUAUAUCCAUACAUAUAUGACAUUGUUUUCCUGUUAAUAAAUGUUAAUAUAAAUAGAGUGUUAGAGAAUGAAUGUAAAAAA